This is a messenger RNA of Acanthoscelides obtectus, 5714 nucleotides long. The record is from the annotation of a GenBank genome assembly. Lineage: Eukaryota; Metazoa; Arthropoda; Insecta; Coleoptera; Chrysomelidae.
GCCAUCUUUGCGGAAACACUUCGACCUUUGAUAGUGAUAUUUAUGACACUGUAUGCGAAAGUGUAUUCACAAUUUUUGGAGCUGUCAUGGAACAUGAAUAUUAAUAUGCUGCCACAGUAUUUAUAAAUUAUACAUCCUUGAAAUUUACAGCAGAAUGUUUUUCUUCAAAUGUUUGUCUUGCUAUGUAUGGAUUCCAAACGCCUACUUUCAUUUUAUAUUUAUUUUCAUAUCAACUUCCCAAGGAAAUAUCACUUCUGAGCAUCCUUAAUGAUUCCUCCUAAUAUUUUUUAUUCUGAUAAUUUUUAUGGCGACACUGGCGCCUAAAAAUUGUAGUUGAUGCCUAUACAGGGGAUUUAGAUUCUAGGGCAGGAAGUAUGAACAAAAAAAACGUUUCUAUAAUGUCUCAUUACAAAAUGCAUGGUGUUGUAGUGUGUUGAGUGACUAAUUACAAAACAUGAAGGACUAAUUUCCUAAUACACUUUUCAAGGUUAAACUUCAAUAACUUCAGCUUAUUGUGAAACUGAAAAAGGCUGAAGUUUCUCAUACAUAUUUUACCUAUAUUAAUCAUGCAAAUUGUACUCCAGAAGAGCCUGACAAAAGAUUCUCAAAAGAGGCAGUUACAUAGAAUUAAAUACCUGAAUAUGAUGUGUCAAUAGAUUUUUCCUGAUAGCACAAUAAAUCUUCAUUGUUUAGUCCCUUAUUUGUCACAUGGAAUAUCGGCAAGGAUAAACGUCUCAGGGGUUGUAUAGGCACCUUUAACGCAAUGAACCUACAGUCCGGGUUGAGAGAGUAUGCCAUCACGAGUGCAAUCAAAGAUUCUAGGUUCAGCCCCAUCACUAGGGAUGAGUUCCCUAAGUUGAGUGUUUCAGUAUCAAUAUUGAGGCACUUUGAGGAUGGGAGUGAUUACCUAGACUGGCAGGUUGGUGUUCAUGGGAUCAGGAUAGAGUUUAUCAAUGAGAAAGGGAACAAACGGACAGCUACUUACUUACCUGAGGUUGCAUCUGAACAAGGGUGGGAUCAGCAACAAACCAUAGACUCUCUACUGAGAAAGGGCGGUUACAAGUCCCCGAUAAGUGGUGAUGUGCGCCGUACGAUAAAACUGACUCGUUACCAAAGCGAGAAGAUAACAGUGAAUUACCAGGAGUACAUGAACCACUGGAACAAUCAGCAACAGCAGCGUUGCUAGCAGCUAAUGUGGGGGCGGUCGCCGCCUCCACACUUGGCAGUCUACCAACCGCCGUUCGUAAUGGUUCAGCCAAUCCCUGCCCCCGUUCAGCCGCCCCCUGUAUGGUGGGAUCCCGCUUAUCCAUCGCCUUGCACCUCCUACCAAAGGGAUUUUCCACUUUUGCCGCCCCCAGAAGCCCAUGGCUACCAGACCUUUUGCCAUCGCAGACAAAAGUGACCUAUCGUGUGUUUAAGACGGUUUUGCUACUGCGCUAAGUUGUGACGUUAUCGGAAGAUUGUGUCCUAGACUAAACUGCAUCCAAGGAUAGAUUGAACAUUAUCCGUGAAACAUGGCCUUUGAAAUGAAAGUCUCAUUAUGUCGGGUCACCAAUGCGAGAAAUUGUUUGUAUUAUUUCAUAACACCCCCAUGCGCAAAUACAACCAGAGUAAAAACAUCUUAACCUAACCUAGCUGGACAACAUUCAAUCUUGACAGCUCGAUGUAUGCAUGCGCAUGCGCUCUACUUCACGCGGAAUAUCUGAAACAGCAAAAAUCCUAAAGCAGCUGCACAGCGGUGACGGCUAGCGCAUGAUAUGUCAAAACGUUGCCAGUCGCUCAUCGCGCUGUUUUGGCGGUAGACGCAACAUUACGUUCUUGCAAAGCAUAUAAUUUUGAUGUAAGACAUAAUUGAACAAUUUUAACCCGCGUGGCAAGGUAUGCUUGUCAAAAGUGUGCUCAAUCUAUUCUUAAAUACAGUGUAAAGCAGAUUCUUAGGACCAUAUUGUCAGUCGUUCCUGCCUUUAUGGCCUUGAUUUUCAUACCUUUCUACUGUUACAUGUCAACGGUCUAUUUUGAGGUUAUGUCACAAAUAUGUUUGCAUUAAAUCGUUCAUGCUUUCAGUAUAUAUCAUCUGUUUUAUCAGCCUGAAAUUACCCACAAAAAAAAAACUUAACCUCACAAUAAUAGUGCGCUGACGUUGACACAAAACGGAAGACAUCUAGAAAUACCCCGCUCCUUGUGAAGGAGAGAAAAGACUAUGAAAAUCAAGGAGGCCAUAAAGGCGACUGUCAAUUCGGCCCUUAGAAAAUUAGUCUGGGACAUGAGGACGUUGAACCAGCGUGCAAUAAUAUGCAAAUACGAAAUAAAUAGUUCAUUACAUACUUAGUUUGAGAAAUGAGCCAUUACUGCGCAAGCCCUUUUAUAAACUGAAGUGCGUAGCGCUGAAGAAGGUAAUGUAUAGAAUUUUGCACUACUAAGAGUGACUUUCCAUUUGCAACUGGCUGACUUACCAUACAAGUGGGAAAAGUGAUUCUUAUCAGAUUUUAAAAUUUAUAGUAAAGAACACCAUCUCACAUGCAACGGAUGAUCUGGAAGUCUGAUUUCAGUGUUUGUCAAUCCCAAGAGAUUACAUAAACUAACCAACAAUCACCUCCUAUCAAUUACGUAAGAAAUGAUACAAAAUUCUUACAUAGCAUCAACAAAUUCUUACCUGAUGUCACUUUUCGCAAUUGCACGAAACCAUUGCCGGGUGCGGGUGAGAAAGUCAGGAAUCUUACCUCAAUUCAACAAAUGGAACCUACUGACAUGUGAGGCGACUUGCAGCGAGAUGAGAUUAUCUCAACAUAUUCGAUUUUAUAUCAUGAUCAUGACGUUUCCAAUUCAUUCUACCGAUAUUUUAAAAUAUCUAGUUGCCUGGUGUCAAACUGACAAAUUAAUGAGAGAGACUGGUUCAUCCAAGGAAAGUAAGGUAGAGUUGGUAUACUUGACAUUACUUAUUUCUGUUUCCAAGAAGUAUAUUUAAAUGACAUUAUUUACCUAGUUGUUUUUUGUUUUCACUACUUUAUCUAUGGCGAGAAAUGGUAUUUUUCAAUAGCACAUUUAUUAAAUAAUCUUAUGACAGGACCAUAAUGUACUGAUUUACUGUUCUGAAAUAAAAAUAGAAUCAAAACCACAUAUAUGUUUAGUUUUCUGUUUGUAAAUAAUGACAAGAAGUAUUGCGGAAACUUGGAAAACAAAGGAUAAUCAUGGGCUCUCAUUUUAAAGACAAAACGUACAUUGUCAUAGAAUUGUCAUUUGUACUUUGAAAGACUACUGUUGCACCAAGUUAGUUUUUAGUUUGUCUUCUUUUUUAAUUUGCAUAAACGUUUGGCAUUGAAUUAUUGCAAACUGGUUCCUAUAGUAUACAUCUUGAUGGUGAAUACUUGUAGUAUAUGUUAAAUGUUGAGAGAGAUAGUGAAAUGCUUUUCUCUGUCUUCUUAGUGAUAUAAGUGGAUUUUUGAGGGAUUAGCAAUGCGAUUAAUUUAAAAAAGUAAAUGUGGUUCCAGAGUGGAAAUUUUGUUUAGUAAAGGUUAUUUUGUCGGGAAUAUCCUAGAAAUUUAGAUAGCAUUUCGCUAUUCUCUCCAAUAUUGCAUUGUGACUAUUCAGAGAUUAAUUUUCUCCAAAUAAGACGAAAUACGAAAAUUUAUGGGGGUAGCUGAUUGGUCAUUUAUAUUUUUUACACAACUCGUCGUCGGUUAAGAAUUGUUGAUAGAAUUUAGUAUGUUGUUUUGUCACUUAUGUGCCUAAACAUCGCACAAGGACAGAGUCUAUUUAUUGUAAGAUAAAAAGGAGCCUACUUAGUCCAGUCCAUAAGAACUGAAUUACUGCUUUUUAUAAAAACUCAGAUACCAAUACUGGCCUAUUACAAUAGUUGCUUUGGGCACUGGUAUCAUGCCUCCAAAUGGAGGUAAGUGGUUAGUGAAGUUACGUAAAAUGUCAAGUGUCAUUCUAAGCAAGGUUGUCAGAUCUACACAGUUUAUUUUACUCCAUAUCAAAAAGCUUCACUAACUCGCUUGGAAAAAUGAUGUGAAAUUCAAAACACUCUGUGAAAAAUCGUCUAGUAGGUGGACUUAUUGACUGGGCUAAAGGCAUGAAGCACAGAUGCUUUCUGAAGGUUGUGUUCUCUGUUCGAAACUCUUAAUGAUUUUUAGAUAUUUCUCAUUGAAAAUGCGACUGCUCAUAUGCACAUUAAAAUAAAAAUAUGAUUGGUCCUCCACCAUUUGAAGCUACUGAAAGUAACAAGGCAAUGCGGCUACUCUAGAUUCCUUGAAGAUUUUUCCAAUAACAUUAACAGUUGCAAAAUGUAUUUUUCAAAAACAUUUUUUGCCUAUUAGCAGUCGCUAUUUUAGUGUCAUCAUCUUGAUAUUAGACUGAAUGUUGUACUGCUAUAACAUUUUGGCCUUGAGUUUGAGAUGAUGCACGUAUAUUGUAUCAAAUGUCCAAAAAAAAAAAACUUUAUUAUAAAUACUAGCUCAGGUACGAAUGAAUCAAGAGCAUUAGAGUCUAGCUUUGAAGUAGUGUGCUUGAAUUAUGACACUUUUUUGGAUGUUACAGAAAAAUUUACAGUUUUUACAAAAAUAGCACUUUUUUGUAACAUUGUUUUCUAGUUGUGCAACAAGACAUUCCCUUAAGAUCAUGGAAAUUAAAUCACUUGUUCCCUUUGAUAAUUUUCUUGAUAUUGACAAUAAUGAAUUGGCACACAUUUUGUCAUAUUGCAGAUUUUUUUUGUUUUCAUCAGUAUGUUUGAAAUUUUAUAUUAGUUAUAGGUUACUUAAGCUUAUUCAUAACUACACUUUUGAGUGAUAGUUAAAUAGAUUAACUAUAAUAGUCAUCUAAUAGCUUCAAUCACAUUUUGAAUCUGUAUCAAUGUUGGAGAUACUAGAAGCAUUUUGUUUUCAGUGUCGUUGCUAUAGAUCAUAUGAAAUAUCAUAAGCUAAAAUAAGUGAACAUGAAACAUUCAGGGGUUCUGUGAACAUGUCAAAUAUGUCACUGCCCAAGUGUAUCUGUCAAUCAUUGAUUGAUAUGAGAGAGAAAAAGACAUCCUAACUGUAAUAAUUUCAAAAGGCUCUUAAUACUAUUCCAUCUCAGAACAAGACUUAAUAACAAAGCAUUUGACGACUUUUUUUAACAUUUAGCUGCAAAAAUAUUGGUUUUGCAAAAUAUCCUCUAAGUGACAAGGAAGUAAAAAACAGUGUCACUCAUUUCCGUUGAUCUUUGUAAUUUUCAGAAAUCUGCAGCAAAACCUUUGAUCCAUUUUUUCUUAUUCAUAGUCUAGUGUCCAUGUCGCACCUCCAAUUCAAUAACUGCAAUAUCAAACUGCCAAUAUGGUUAUAUUGAAUUUAUGACCAUACUGAAACAGCAGUUGUGGCAGUAUUAAAUUGACAGUACGAUAUAUUUGGUGCAUGAAAAGCGCAAAAUUUCAAACAUACUGAUUUUUGACGAAGAAUUUUGGAUUUUUUUUGCUAUUCUGUGUCAGCAGCAAGGUUGCUAUGUUAUAUCAUUGUUUAAACUAAUUACUUAAUUAUAUACAUAAGAAUUUAAAUCUAUGUACAUACAUGUUCAUGUAAGUUAGAUUUUGUUUUUCAUUUUCUGUAUUGUAGUUGGUUAUGCAUAUGCGUUUUUAUUUUGAGCAUAAUGCAGCAUUAAAGAAAAAAACGUUUGAAGGUGAGAUAAUUUUUGUAAGUGUUUUAGAUAAGCAUCAUUUUUAUGGAGGAUAAAAGAUUUAAGGACUG